AUGUCAAGUGCUUCCUCGAAGGAUCAGCAAACUGUAUCACUAGAAGCUCGUCUGAGUCGAUUAGACGAGGUUGAGCGCAAGAUUAUGUUAAUUAUGCAGCAUGCUGGGAAUGCACUGGACGAACUCUCUAAGGAUCGUCCCACAGUCAAGCAAGUUGAGAACCAUACCCACAAUUUCCGUGUCGUUCUGAAAGAAGUGGAAGCGGAAAUGAACGCUCAUAUAAACUACUUGAAUCAGAUUUCCGCAGGUCUACCCUAUGAAGGCACUACGUAUGCCGAAGCGAUUGAUUUGUAUCAAGCAGUUGAUCGGUUACUUCUGGUGAAAUCCAAGCUGUAUUCUCUGCUCUGA
Messenger RNA from Opisthorchis viverrini, 348 nucleotides. RefSeq lists its product as hypothetical. The coding region runs from base 1 to 348 and encodes 115 amino acids. Gene Ontology annotation, cellular component: mediator complex. NCBI's taxonomy places the organism in Eukaryota, Metazoa, Platyhelminthes, Trematoda, Opisthorchiida, Opisthorchiidae. Gene Ontology annotation, molecular function: transcription coregulator activity. Gene Ontology annotation, biological process: regulation of transcription by RNA polymerase II. The transcript has a single exon. The record is from RefSeq and is a predicted model, not a curated record.